This is a messenger RNA of Vicia faba (fava bean), 1680 nucleotides long. Lineage: Eukaryota; Viridiplantae; Streptophyta; Magnoliopsida; Fabales; Fabaceae. The record is from the annotation of a GenBank genome assembly.
AUGCAAAAUCGACGCCAAAAAAAGAUAUCGAGGCUUACCUAUCGGAGAUCGUCCGAUGCGACUUCGACGACGGCGAACAGCGAUAGAAACCCAGCGAUCUUUAGGACAGCUUUGGGGGAAGCACAUAAUGGAGAAAACGCCUUUGCUGAUUCAUUAGAAGCAUUUGGAGGAGGCUACGACGACCCUGUUAGUGUAUCAGUUGGAGAGCAUGUAUUGAUUGACCGGUUGUCAGAGUUUCUAAAUGUUGAUUUGCAAAAUGCAAAGGAAUCUCGUCGUCGUUUUGACAAAUCUGUGCAAUCGUAUGAUCAGUCACGAGAAAAGUUUGUUUCUUUGAAGAAGAAUACUCCUGAAGAUAUUGUUGCUGAAUUAGAAGAGGGUCUACAAAAUUCAAAGUCAUCAUUUGAGAAAAGCCGCUUCAAUCUAGUACACUCUCUCAUGAAUAUUGAAGUGAAAAAGAAGUACGAGUUCUUGGAGUCGAUAAGUGCAAUAAUGGACGCUCAUUUGAGAUACUUUAAACUGGGUUAUGACUUACUGAGCCAAAUGGAGCCUUAUAUUCACCAGGUGCUAACGUAUGCUCAACAAUCUAAAGAAGUGGCUAAUAUUGAGCAAGAUAAGCUUGCAAAACGGAUCCAGGAAUACAGGACACAGACAGAAGUUGAAAAUAAACCCAUGCCAGGUGCUGAUGGCACCCAUCCUGUAGGUUUGAAUUCUUACAAAAGCUUUGAAGCAGGGAUGCAGUCUGCAACCAAAGGCGAGAUUCAAACAGUUAAGCAAGGCUAUCUGUUAAAACGAUCAUCAAGGAUGCGAGGAGAUUGGAAAAGAAGGUUUUUUGUACUUGAUAACCAUGGGAGUUUAUAUUAUUACAGAUCAAAAGGACCCAAACCCGCGGGAUUUCAGUCAUAUAAUUAUAGUCGUUCUUCUGAACAAAAUAGUGGCAUGUUUGGUAGAUUCCGUUCAAGGCAUAGUAGGGCAGCGUCACUAAAUGAGGAUAUUUUGGGUUCUUGUACAGUUGAUCUGUGCACAUCCACUAUAAAGAUGGACGCAGAGGAUACUGAUCUACGACUUUGCUUCCGUAUCAUUUCUCCCUCAAAAACAUAUACACUGCAGGCUGAAAAUGAAGCUGAUAGAAUGGACUGGGUAAACAAAAUUACUGGAGCUAUCACCUCGCUUUUUAAUUUUCAGUUUCUUCAACAGCCUCAUUAUGGUAAAUUGCAAUUACAAAAUAAAAACUCAGCAACUGGUUCUUCCUUGACAAGUCAACAAGAGGAUAGUAAUAAAUCUUUGAUGGAUGAUGUAUAUUCCAAAGAAGUGGGUAGUGUCUCUAAAAUUUUAAGGGGAAUUCCUGGGAAUGACAAGUGUGCUGAGUGCAGUACUCCUGAACCAGACUGGGCAUCUUUAAACCUUGGUAUACUGCUGUGUAUUGAAUGCUCCGGAGUGCAUCGCAAUCUUGGUGUUCAUAUCUCAAAGGUGAGAUCUAUAACGUUAGAUGUGAAGGUUUGGGAACCUACCAUUUUGGAGUUAUUCAAUAAUUUAGGUAAUACUUUUUGUAAUUCUAUUUGGGAGGGCUUGCUUCUGCUUGGUGAUGAAAGAGUAGGUGAAUCAAAUGUGCCUUUGAAACCAUGUUCCACAGAUCCCUCCCAAUAUAAAGAAAAGUACAUCCAAGCAAAGUCUUAUGCUUAA